AUAAGAAACACAUUGUCAUAGCCAUAAUUUUAUUUAGAGUUAUAUCUCUCUGAUUCUCAGUCCCUUUUUUUUAUGCUCCAAAAGCUUUUUUGUUUUUUUCUAUCUCCUCCAGUUUCAGAGUCUUUGAUCACAUUCACACAGCCUUUUUAUUUUGAUUUUUGGGUCUGUUUUUGUUGCAAAUUUCUGAGAUUUGGGAGUCGGCUGCUGUGAUUUUCCUGAGAAAGUCCGAAGCUUUUUUUAUGAGUUUGAUUGGCGAAACUGAGAAAAGCAGAGCAAAGCAAAACAAAGGGCGGGUGUACACAACCUCUGUGCUACCGAUGCCAGAAACUCGGCAGGCCCAGAAGAAUGCUGUUCCGAAUCAAUCCGAUGGCAACGUUGAAGAGGCAUUUUGGCGGUUGACUAUCAACGAUAAUCAAGAUGGGGGCGGUGUGGCUCAGUCUAACCCAUACCCUGAUCGACCUGGUGAACCUGACUGCAUAUAUUAUUUGAGGACUGGUUUGUGUGGUUAUGGAAGUAAUUGUCGUUUUAAUCACCCUAAAUAUGGUUCACAGGCUGCUCAGUACAAUGGAGAACUCCCUGAAAGAGUUGGACAACCUGACUGUGGGUAUUUUCUGAAGACAGGAACUUGCAAAUAUGGAUCUACCUGUAAAUUCCAUCAUCCAAGGGACAGGCGUGGAGCUGGACCAGUCGUAUUCAACAUUUUAGGACUCCCCAUGCAUCAGGAAGAAAAAUCAUGUCCUUAUUACAUGCGAACUGGAUCAUGCAAGUUUGGACCUGCAUGCAAGUUUCAUCAUCCCCAGCCUCAGUCACUUGGCACUGUCUUACCUGCUUUUGGAGCUGCAGGCUCCACAGUUUUGCCUUCUUCAGGUCUACCUUAUGCAGGUGGACUUUCUGCAUGGUCAUUUCCAAGAGCGCCAUAUUUAUCAGGCCCACGUUUACAAUCUCCACAUUCUUACAUGCCUGUUGUUCUUCCACCCCAAGGCAUUGUACCUGCCCAUGGAUGGAACACCUAUGUGGGAAACAUUAGCCCUGUGACUUCCACUGGAAUUCUUGGCUCCAACCUCACAUACAACUCUAGAACUCAGGGGGAGUCAGCUUCCAAUGGGCAGGUUCACUUGUUGUCAAGCUCAAGUCUCCCACAUAGGCCUGAUCAACCUGAAUGCCGGUAUUUUAUGAGCACGGGGACUUGCAAAUAUGGAAUAGAUUGCAAGUACCAUCACCCAAAAGAAAGGAUUGCAGAAUCAGCUACACACCCACUUGGGCUUCCCUCAAGACCUGGGCAACCAGUAUGUUCAUACUACAUCAUGUAUGGAAUCUGCAAGUAUGGACCAACUUGCAGAUUCGAUCACCCAUUUGUGGAACAUUCUGCUGGCUAUAAUUUUGGUAUGAAUGCUUUGCCACUUGAUUCCUCCCUCCUUGGUUAUCCCAGAAGCUGGUCAGUGGCCCAUGGAUUAGAGACUUCCCCCUCCAUCUCCGCAAAAUUUCCUGAUGGGGUCAAGAAACCUGUGAACAACAAGUAUGAGAACUCAGAUACAAAGAUUGCUGACGAUUCCCCUGAACAAGCUGGUUCUGUGCCACCUUCUCCAACUUCCUCAGAACCCGUACAAGACCAAUCUGGUUGAAGCCAGAUUUUUUUAGGUGCACUUUGCUUAUUUUUUUAUUUCAGUAUCUUAAAAGGGAAUAUUUAAUACACACUCUCCUGCCCCCCCCAUUUUCACCUGUGAAUCUCCGGAGUUGGAUAGGUUCUCUGGAGAUCAAUUUGAUGAGCAAAAACUGGGGGGCAUGGAAAGCAUUUUUUUUGUGGUGAAUAAAACGCAGGUGGAAAAUUCUAAGA
Messenger RNA from Prunus avium (sweet cherry), 1834 nucleotides. RefSeq names its product Zinc finger C-x8-C-x5-C-x3-H type family protein. Gene Ontology annotation, molecular function: mRNA binding; metal ion binding. The record is from RefSeq and is a predicted model, not a curated record. NCBI's taxonomy places the organism in Eukaryota, Viridiplantae, Streptophyta, Magnoliopsida, Rosales, Rosaceae.